AUGGGAUAUUUGGUUUAAUUGGGAAGGAUAUAAACAAAUGUAAAUAUUAUAAAAAUAUUAGGGAACAUAAAGUGGUGAUGGAUAAUAUGAUUAAGAAGGAAAAUAGAAAAAGAUUGGAAGAUCGAUAGAAUUGGAGGAAUGGAUUGAUCCUAAUAAAUACAUCACUUAUAAUGGGGAAGAUAAUAUGAAUGGUAUGAAGGUAGGUAGAUGGAAUAUUUGGUUUAAUUGA
Paramecium sonneborni is the source of this 229-nucleotide messenger RNA. The record is from the annotation of a GenBank genome assembly. NCBI's taxonomy places the organism in Eukaryota, Ciliophora, Oligohymenophorea, Peniculida, Parameciidae.